GCUUUGAUUCUCAAUGGGUUAUUGUGGAGGUUUAAAGAGCUUGCAAGGGCAAUUAGCCUAAUAUUAAUGAUAUGGUUUCAGACAUUUUACAAUGAAAAACUUGGUGAGAUAUGACUAGUAGUUUAACCAUACAUAAAUGUUUUAGUUGGGCCAAUACGAAAUAGUUUGUUAAUGGAGCUGGCAGAGCCAUUCUUAAUCUCACCAUUUACACGUAACUGAUAGGGAGAUGAGAAAAGCAACCCACAUGAGGAGAAUUUUUUACUCACGUAAGUUAUUUUUUAAUACAAGCAUCGCGUCAAUUUGCGACCGUUAGAAUAACGUGCCUGUAACGAAACACUGGUCGACGCGUGAAGUCCAAAAUUCAGAAUACCGAGUAACUUGGUUACGCAAAGUCCAGUGUUGUUCGCUUGUAUCAGUUGGAACUGUUGCUGGCUGCAUCUAAAUAUGGACGUUGAUUCUUUGUCAAGUACUUCAGGAUAUGGAAGAAGAUUUGGCAUUGUAUUUCACAGGAGAAAUGAACGACUCUUUUCCAAGUAAUGCAGAGGAAAUGAACAAGUCUUCCGUGGGUAAUGCAGACAGAAUGAAUGAGUCUCUACCAGGUAGCACAGAUGGAAAAAAUUACUUUUCAGUAGGUUUGUCCGAAGUAAUGAAGGGAGAAUCUUCUUGUGACCCAGGGCCAACUCAGCAGCCUGUUGCAGGAAAUAAAACUUCUAGAAAAAGGAAAUUAAACAUAGAGCGUGCAAAAAACAGGUCCAGGUCCCCCCUUAAAAUGAAACAUAAACGAAAGAAAAAACGGAAAAUAGCUAAGAAAGCUGUACCUGAAUAUUUUGUCCAGAACACAGACCGCGAUAUGUUACUGGUAAUUUCCAACUUGCAGGAUAGUGAAUCUGAAAGGACCUCCAAACUGUUUGCCAAAAGGAAGAAAUCAGCCAGAAAAAGAAAAGGAAAAACUUCAAUUCAGAAGUCAAGAACUGUGAUAAAAACCAACAGAAAAGCUAAAAAGGUGAAAGAUACACAACCCAGAGACGAUGCUUUAGGACCCUUGGAAGGGCAGGUCGCCACUGUACCUCAGGGCUCACCAGUUCACCAGUCAGAGAUCGGCCCAAACUGCUGGGGAACAGAUAUUCCUGUUGAAAUUUUAGUACGAAUCUUCCACUUUGUAACUGUGUCAGAAGGAGCUGUACCAUUUCUUUGCAGGGUAUCUUGUGUUUGCCAGUUAUGGUGUGGUGCUGCUGCCAACCCCAGAUUAUGGAACAGAGUCACAAUUGGACACUGUUGGAUUCAACCUGGCCAGAAGAAACAACAGCCUUCCACAGAAAGGAGAAUUCGUAACACCAUUGAAUGGCUGACUCUGAACAGGUUUUCCCAGCUUAGAGAGUUUUCUCUGUGUCACUGGCAGAAUCAGGUGGAGUAUGCCAUUAAGACUGUCAGCGAGUCUUGUCCUCACCUAACAUAUGUCAAAUUGUACCACUGUGGCGGAGUAACUGCCGAUGCUUUGCAAAGUUUGGCCAUCCACUGCCCCAAAUUGGAAAGUCUUAAUCUGCAGUCAUCUCAGGUUGAUGCUGCUAUCAUUGUUUUUCUGCAGGCAGCAGGAUUCCGUCUGAGGCAGCUGUGGUUGACAUACAACAACAAACUGAAUGCUGUCUUCAGCAUGCUUUCUAGUGGGUGUUGCCCAGAACUUCAGUUGUUGGAAGUGAACACUGAUAUCAGAAAAACUAAGCACGAGUUUCAGAUCUCAGUUGAAGCGUUGCAAGUUGGCUGUCCAAAACUUCAGGUGCUCCGUUUACUGAACUUGAUUUGGAUCCCAAAAUCUAGUACCAAAAUAGAAUCUGCUGGUUUCCCUGAACUAGAGGAACUGUGUUUGGCCACAUCAUCUUUCUCUUUUGUCAGUAACAGCACAUUGUUUAAAAUUCUUCAUUCAUCUUACAAGCUCCGUGUUUUGGACCUUCGUGGUUGCUACAAAGUGAGUCCACAAGGAUUGCUGGAUCUGCCUUGCAUGGAUAUAGAAUGUUUAUACCUUGGACUGUACUGCAGUAGUAACAACCUGCUGCUAGCUAAGGAAGGUUCUACAGAUAUUGCUCGUCGUUGGCAUCAUUGUUUGCGAGAGGUGGAUUUCACCGGACUUGGCUUCACUGAGAAGGAUCUGAAGGAGGCCAUUAAUAUUCUUGUUGGGAGCAGUGGAAACAAAGUGUUGCGGUCUCUGAAUUUUACAUCAAGCCAAGUCUGCUUGGAGGAUGUCAGCAAACUCAUCGCUGGUUGCCCUAACCUACAGCAUCUAGAUGUUACAUCUUGUCGUAACCUACCUCGAGGUUUGAAGCGGGACUACCGGGGACGACAUGAAAUUCAGCAGCUUUGGGACAAACUACAAACCUAAAGAUUAUACCGGGAACAUUCCUUCACUUUGCCACAUACAUCAGAGAAAGCAGUUUGCUUAAACAGCAGGAAAAGUUAUAGCAAAUUGUAGAAUCCAUGUUGUUUCAUUUUUUUGUUGACAUUUUUACAUCUUGUUCUUAACCUAGAGGCAGAAACGUUGACAAGGUGCUUCUCUGGGGGCUGCUUAGGCUGCGAGAGGAACCAGCACUUUAAAAAAAAAAAAAAAAAAACAGCAGCAGCUGAGUGGCUUGGCUUUGUCUAUGUUAGAGGAAUGUUGCCUGAUUUAGUUGAAGCAGGGCAGAACUGGAAGUGAAAAAAGAAAGGAGCUCAUAUGUGAGGUGGUACAGAUUUUUUAAGUACUGUAAAUGCCAAUGCUGCCUACCAGCCCCCAGUGGUAUAUCUUUUUGUGCUUUCUUGGCUAAUAUCUUUCUAAUAAACAGUUUGACCUCUUUUUAUAGGAGCAGUUUACCACUGCACACUGACUUUUAAAACCAUUGUACAGGUUCAUGUUUUUACAGUUUUUUUUUUAAUACGGUAUCGUAUACAUGUUUUACAGUCUUAUGGGUACAGUUCCUUUGGUAUAAGCUACAGGAAAGUUUUUACUUUUGUUUUGAACUGGCUUUGUGAAAGGAUACAAAAAAGAAAUGGCCUAUUGCCUGAUAACCUUUAUGAAAACUCAGGUAUGUUUGUAUGUUUCUAAGUUUUUCCUUUUGUUUAUAUAAAUGGUUGUGCACAUUAUAUCCUUGUAUAAUGUAGUAACAACCAGCUACAUUUUUCAUUUCUGUUCAUGCAUCAUACUUGACCUUGUAUCAUACACUGACAAACUCGGAUUCAGAAAGUACCUUAUCUGACUGAGCAGGUCUAAGUUGUAAGAUGUGAAUGCUUAGGUCAGUCCCACUUCAGUUUUGCAAGUGUAACAAUUUAGCAUUAAAAUUAUUGCAAUA
Protopterus annectens (West African lungfish) is the source of this 3317-nucleotide messenger RNA. It is a transcript of the gene FBXL6, whose product is annotated as F-box and leucine rich repeat protein 6. Lineage: Eukaryota; Metazoa; Chordata; Ceratodontiformes; Protopteridae. Gene Ontology annotation, biological process: SCF-dependent proteasomal ubiquitin-dependent protein catabolic process. The transcript has 10 exons. Gene Ontology annotation, molecular function: protein binding. The record is from RefSeq and is a predicted model, not a curated record. Bases 479 to 2374 code for a protein of 631 amino acids. Gene Ontology annotation, cellular component: SCF ubiquitin ligase complex.